Schistocerca piceifrons (Central American locust) is the source of this 4583-nucleotide messenger RNA. It is a transcript of the gene DCAF12, whose product is annotated as DDB1- and CUL4-associated factor 12 homolog. The transcript is spliced from 7 exons. Gene Ontology annotation, molecular function: protein binding. NCBI's taxonomy places the organism in Eukaryota, Metazoa, Arthropoda, Insecta, Orthoptera, Acrididae. Gene Ontology annotation, cellular component: Cul4-RING E3 ubiquitin ligase complex. The coding region runs from base 194 to 1558 and encodes 454 amino acids. The record is from RefSeq and is a predicted model, not a curated record.
CAUAGAUACGUUUGUUGGUAUAGUUUUGUAGUAGUUUGUGUAAUGCUGUUUGUUGAAAAUAAGGAAAUCCAUAACAGCAAAGACAUAGAAUGAAAUGCAAUGCCUCGGAUUCUAAUAUUCGCCGACGGAGAACUUUGUUUAGGUUACAAAUGGUUUAAACACAAACAUAAACCAAAAAGCCGCACUACAAGCCAUGGCACAUACUCAGCGAGUUCCAAUUUAUGGAACCAGACCACCAUGCGCUACACCUACUCGCUUGGAAGAGUGGCAUUCUCGUCUGCGGACGAUACGACUUGAAAGAGCACGUAAACCGGACAAGCCAGAGGAUUUCGUCGUCUAUGAAGGUUCAGAUGAGGAGGAUAACGCUGUUGCCGAGAAAGAAAUUCUUCGAACUUCGUACAAUUUUGUGGACUUUGUGAGAGGCCGUGAGCUGGGUGGGAAUGACACCAGAUGUGUGCGUGCUGAAUAUGCUUCACGUCACAUACUUACACAUGAAAUGUUUAAAGAAUAUUCUGUAUCUCUUAAUAACAUGAACAAGGUGUUUUGUUCGCAGUGGCUGAGCGACAGACAAGUUGUCUUUGGCACGAAAUGCAACAAGUUGAUGGUCUAUGAUGUCGUUAAACGUCAGUUGGAUCAGAUUCCUUCCUUGCAAGGUGUUCGAAGUUCAGCAAACCAGCAGCAAGAUCAACAAUGUGGAAUCCAUGCUGUGCAGAUAAAUCCAUCAAGAACAUUGCUUGCAACUGGAGCCCACAGCUCAAGUGAAAUAGCCAUAUAUAAGCUGCCCACACUAGAUCCUGUUUGUGUGGGAGAGGGUGCGCAUCAAGACUGGGUGUUUGACAUGUGUUGGCUUGAUGAUCAGUUCCUUGUAUCUGGAUCACGAGACACUCGCAUGGCCUUGUGGAGAGUGCAGUUGGACGAGCUUAUGGAUGGAGAAGAUGGGCCAUCUUAUAAACAUGUUCAUGCUUUGGCUACAAAGGAAUGCAGAUCAGCACAAAAAGUUAGGGCUGUAGCUUUCAACAAGAAUUUCCAGGAAAUUGCUGCCUUGUCUCUUAAUGGUUUCAUUCAUAUAUGGAAUGCUGAAACAUUUGAUCAGAAGUUUUCAAGAAAGCUGCCAUCAUGUCAAGAAAAUGUCUGUCUCGCAGUGCAAGAUACUGGAAUGUAUGCUGUUGGCUGUCGUUCCUACACUCUGCUUUUAGAUGCUCGAACUUUACAAGCUGUGAAAAAAAUAUCAACACGUUAUAGUGGCUGUGGUAUUCGAUCUGCAAGUUUUCAAGACAACAUUCUCACAAUAGGAACCGGUGUUGGUAUACUGAUGUUUUAUGAUUUAAGAGCAGGAAAAUAUCUGGAAUCCAACAUUAAUUCAAGCAGAACAGUCGUGCUGAAAGCGUCGAAAGGUUGGGUGUUUCCAGAUGAUGAGUAUGUAGAUGGUUUUCAAAAUAUCAAGUACACUCCAGCAAUAUAUACCCAUUGCUAUGAUCCAUCAGGGACACGACUUUUCACAGCAGGUGGUCCAUUACCAGCAAAUCUAGAUGGAAACUAUGCUGGAUUGUGGCAGUGAUGUUUGGCUAUUGUAGGUUAUUGUUCAUAAAUGAGACUUUGAAGGAAAUUAAUUGACACAAGUGUACUGCAACAUGUGAAGUGCGUAAAGUGCACUUGCAUUGACUGUUCUCCGCAGUUCCUGAAAUAAAUAUGCAAGAAAUUGGCACUGAUAAACUGAAAUUUACCAAAGAUGAGUUUCAUUUAUUUUUGUGGAGAUACAAUCUGUGGAGCUAUAGAUAUCUGCAUGUGCAUCUUUUGUUCUUUUAAUUCAGCUCAGAAUUUUUUAAUAUUUAUUUGUGUUGUAAAAGUAUUUCCUUUUAAUUUUGGAAUUCUGUUGUCGCAAUACUUUUGUAUUGAAAGAGUGUUGUUUUAUUUAUGGUGUAUCAUUUACAAUUUUGUUAUCUUAAAAUUGAAAUGUUUACAGCUUCAUAGACUGAUUAAUAAUGGAAGGAAAAGAGAGUAACAUUGUUGUGGGUUGUAUAGCUGAUCAUAAUGACACAAGAAGUAGUAAUGAUUUUUAGUCAGUAGUGGUUUCAGGAUAGGGGCAGCCAAAUUGACAAAUGAUAGUGUAUUGAAAAGAGAACUUUAUCAUAGGUCUAUCUUUCAUCUGCUAUUCUGCCAUGUUUUUAUUCUCAGAGAUGAAAUGUUUUCCCUUGAUUGUUUCCAUUUUCCUACCAAUCUGUUCACUUUAUUGUUUGCAGUUGGUAUAUAAUUAUCGUAUGCCAUGUUAUUUUGUGAAAUAAUAACACUCCAUAUGAGAGCAGAUAGUUAACUUUCCAGUAAGUAUUCCAUAAGCCCUGAGGGGAAAAAUGAAAACUCAUUUGUCAACAGAAAAAGAUAUGCUGUUAGCUCACUGAUAAGCUGAGGUUGGCACAAUUAUAUUGUACUUUAAGUAGACAUACUUGAAGUUAAAUUUAUUAUUCUGACGAUAUCCACAAAUUGUGGUUAUUUAAUUGUGAUUAUUUCUUCUAAAAUAGAUGACAUUGUUGUGCUGCAUUCUACAUAAACAUCUUCAACAAUUCUAAAAAAACUCAUAUUGCUGCUUGUCUAACAGAAUUUUUAAAUCAGUUUGGCUGUUUAACAGUUAUUUAUUUAAAAAGUGAUCAUAUACUGAAUUGCAUGUUUAAAAAAAUUUUUUUCGCUAUUCUCUCAUACUGUACUGUAGCAAGUUACAGAGUGGUUUUCAAUAAUAGAGAUCAGUUUAAGUUGUUUAAUAUAAGAAACAGUAUUGUACUGUAUUUUUAUUACUAAUGUGGAAGUAAAAUUAAUCCCUAAGUUACAAACAUUCUCAUGUAUUCGGAAUAAGACUUGUUGAAUGAUAAGACAGAAUCAUUUUGUACAAGAGAAAACCCAGUUUUCUUUGUAUGAUUUAAGCUUCGAUAUGUGGAAAAAAGUGAUGGCAUGACAAGAAAAAAGUACUUUUAAAUAAUUUACAUGUUUAUAUUAUGCUCAGUGUUUCAUAAACCACCAUAUGCUGAGUUAGUGCCAUAUUUCAGCAGCAGAGGAACAACAGCUAUUAGUACAUUCUGUUGUAGAUUCUGACAGUGGCAAGUACCUACAAAUAUAACUAUCCAUUAUCAGUAUCACUUCAAAAGAAACGAACUUUUGUGAAUAGCAAAGAUGUAGAUGAUACCUUUUCACAUAUUUAUUAGUGCCAUCUUUUAAGUUUACAUACAGCAUUAUUAUGGGAGGUACAUCUGCAACAUUAAAUGCAAUCUCUUUUUAUUAUCUUUCUUUGGAAAACACAACAGUAUGUCUGUAAAAGACUAAAGAGAAGUUUACUCUUUUAACCAGAAGAACCAUCAGACACAUUACAAUUUCAAUCAGUGAACAUUGACUAGAAUGUGUCAAGUUGGUCUUAGUUAGGGGGUGUAGUGGAUAAAGUACCAAAAUCAAAUUUGAGAGGAGCAGAGUUAAAAUUCUCACCCAGAUGUAGGUUUUUCAUGAUUUUUCUAAAUCUGUUAAGUCAAAUGCUGAGUGUGUUCGUGUUAGGACAUGGCAGAUUUUCUUAUUGUCUGAGCUUGAGCUCCAGAUAAUGACCUAGUCAUCAGUGAGGCAUUAAUCCCUAUCUCCCUUCUUUCUUCUUUUUACCCUUACACAUUAAGAUUUUCGGUAAAUGCUAAAAUUGACGGGCAUGAUACAUGUCAUGUAGCAGAUUGAAGUUGUUUUUGAAGAAUUUGUUAUUGCAAAGUAUUUCAGAUCCAUUUAUAAUUUUUUUGAAGAUUUUCUGUUGUGAAUCAAGAAGAUGGGAUGCCAAAAAUUAAAGCAUCUGGAAGGUUCUUUUAGCUUGCUGUCUAUACAAUCACUGUUAGAAAUAGGUCUCUGAAUUUGCAAAUGCAAAACUUAUAAAUCUUGGCCCUAUUAGGUCAAAUAUUGAACUGGUAAGAGCAGUGCAAACGAAACAGGUAUUAUCCACUACUAAAUGUAUGUAUACAAAGUACAAAAGAGAACGGAAGGGUACUACAGUUUUGUUUUUUAAAAUAAUGUUUACUAAACUUUGUUUGUGGAAACGAUUGUAUGUUAGAUUAAUUUAUUUUUUGUAAGAUCACUUCACAUUCAUGAAGUCUAACUCCAUGGAGUUUUGUAAUGUAUGUUUGAAGAGUGAUUUAAUUCUACUGUUGUUUAAAUUGUGGGAAUUGAUUGUUCAGUCACAGAAGACUUUUUCACAAUUCAUCAGAGAAAUUAAUUAAAAGGGAACCAGUUAAUAUUUUUAUGAUUAUUUCACUCAUUUUUAUAUAAGUCAUUUUGGAAUUACGUUUCUUGUAUUUAGUAAUUUUGAUCCAGUAGGAGAGGUUUGUAUUUCAAUUUUAAUAUUAUAGCUUACAAUGCCUUUCAUGUGUAAUCACUUUUGUGCACAAUUCCUUUCACAUCACUGUAACAGCUGGCAUUCAUAUUUGACGUGGUACUAAAUAUAUGUGAAUGAAGAACUGUACUUUGUUAUUUUCACAGUCUGCUAUUCAUACUUACUUCGUAAAGAGCUGUCAUAGUGUAGUGUCAUAUUAAUAAUCCUUACAUAUAGUUAAAAAAAAAGGUUUAAAAUGUUA